AUUUAGAUGAGCAACAGUAAUAAAAAAGUUCCAGAUAUAUCAGGUACUAAUGACAACAUAUGAUUCAUCAAUAAUACCUUUAUAUUAAUCAAUUUAAAAAUUCUUAUUUUAGAUUUCAAACCUCCAAAACAUACUUCGAUUGAGAACCAAUUAGAAAUCCAUAGGUAAUAAUGUCAAAAUAAUUAGAACUUUGAAAGGAAACAUGCAGCGUCGUUAUAAAAAUGAUGACUUUGAACCAAAAUUAAACUAAAAAGUAUCUCUUCCUAGUUUGCCUAAUUUAAAAAAAGCAGAUUUAUAAAGUGAUCAAAGUAUAGAAUUUAAUUAAUUUAGAAUUGCUGAAUCUAUCAAACGGAACUAAGCCUCACAAUAGAUUACCAAAAUUAGAAGCAAAAAGUGAAGUGCCAAAACAAAUGAAGUAAAUAUUGAAAGAAAUUAAAAAACAGAUUAGAAGAUGCAAUAAUUCAUUACAAUAGUGUGACUCCUGAAAGAAGAUAAUAAAGUCCAGAGAGAUAAUUAUCAUUAAAUAAAAAAAGAUUGAUGGCAAGAACAUGGAAUGGGGGAUAAUAUGCAUUUAAAACAAAAGCUGGAUGUUUAGCAAAUAAGACAUCAAAAACUAAUUAAGAUUCUGCUAUCGUUUUACCAAAUUGUUUAGAGAGGUAAAUUUCUUCAAAAUAAGUAAGUUUAGGUUAUAAUAUGUUUGGAGUAUGUGAUGGUCAUGGUUCUAAUGGUCAUUUAGUUUCUCAAUUUAUUAAGCAAGCAUUACCAAAACAUCUCGAAUCCUUAAUAAAUAAAGAGGAUAAUAAAAAUAAGAUUAUUUAAAAAGCAUUUGAAUAAACAAAUAAAGAGAUAUGGGAUUCAGAAACAGAUACAUCUUUGUCAGGAUCUACAACUGUUUCUGUUCUAAUUAAAAAAGAUUAACUUUGGACAGCUAAUGUAGGUGAUUCUCGAGCAAUUAUUUGUAGAAAUUAAGAGGGGAAUUGGAAAGCAAUAUAAAUAACAAGAGAUCAUAAACCGAAUGUUGAAGAUGAAAAAUAAAGAAUUCUUUAAGCAGGUGGACGAGUUGAGAGUUAGAAAGGUAAUAUUAUAUAUAUUAAUUAAUUAAAGAUUAUUAUGGGAAUUCUAUUGGUCCUGAAAGAGUUUGGUUAUCUUAUAUAGAUGCUCCAGGAUUAGCAAUGACAAGAAGUUUAGGUGAUAAAGUAGGUGCAUAGGCUGGAGUUACAGCAGAUCCAGAAAUAUUUGAAUUCACUUUAACAUAAUUUGAUUAAUGCAUAGUUAUUGCAUCUGAUGGAGUAUGGGAAUAUCUUUCAAACGAAGAUGUAAUGAAUGUAGUGACUCCUUAUAUUGAAAAAGAAAAUAUUGAUUUAGCUGCAGAUAGACUUAUGGCUGAAUCUAUUAAUGCUUGGAAAAGGCAUAGUUUAGCUAGAGAUGACAUUACUUGCAUAGUUGUUUACUUAAAGAGUUGAAUAAUUAUUA
Paramecium sonneborni is the source of this 1473-nucleotide messenger RNA. Lineage: Eukaryota; Ciliophora; Oligohymenophorea; Peniculida; Parameciidae. The record is from the annotation of a GenBank genome assembly.